GUCCAUACACUGGUCAAACCUGAACAUUUGGCAAAACCUGGAGAUAAAAAGGGGUUUUCAUCUGAGUUCAAUGUUGGAAAUUGUCAACCCGCCAUUUCCAGGAGAAUGUUUCGCUAACCUGUGGAUUCACAAUCCUGAAGCAGAGAUGAAGUCUUGAUGGAGGACAAGAAAGCAAACUGGAUUGCUUGCUCGUCGGUUCUUGCUCUGAUCGUCGUGAUAGUCGUCGCCCGUGCGACUCUCCGACUUUCCAGGGCCUUUUACCUCAUCCUCGGCGUGGAUGUGGCGUUGAUCCUGUCGGUCUUCGUCUGGCUCGCGGUAAGGAGGCACUACAACCGCCGGCGGAUACUGCUCGAGUCACGCCUGGCCGAGGGCCGUGAGCUGAGGAUCGAGUACAGUUUCCUCCGCAAAGUCGCCGGGGUCCCGACCAAGUUCCGGUACAAGGAGAUCGAGGAAGCGACCGACGGCUUCCAGGCCCUGCUGGGCCAGGGCGCUUCUGCGGCGGUCUUCAAAGGGAUCUUGAGCGAUGGCACGGCUGUGGCGGUCAAACGCAUUGACGGCCAGGAGCAUGGCGAGAGGGAGUUCCGCUCGGAAGUCUCUGCGAUUGCGAGCGUGCAGCAUGUAAACCUCGUGCGCCUGAUCGGCUAUUGCUGCGUCCCUGCUGGGCCACGCUUCUUGAUCUACGAGUUCGUCCAGAACGGCUCGCUGGAUUGCUGGAUUUUCCCCAAGUCGGGGCGGCGGAGCCGGCUUGGAGGCUGCUUGUCGUGGAACCAGAGGUGUCGGGUGGCUCUCGACGUGGCCAAGGCGCUUUCGUACCUCCACCAUGAUUGCCGAUCUCGCAUCCUACACCUCGAUGUCAAGCCUGAGAACAUACUCAUCGAUGAGAAUUACCGGGCUGUUGUCACUGAUUUCGGCCUAUCAAAACUGAUGGGGAAAGACGAAAGCCGGGUCAUCACUACAAUUAGAGGGACAAGAGGGUACUUGGCCCCGGAGUGGCUAUUGGAGCACGGAAUCUCCGAGAAGUCAGACAUCUAUAGCUACGGGAUGGUCCUCCUCGAGAUGAUUGGAGGGCAAAGGAACGUGUGCUUGAUUGGGAACGGGAACGCCCGGUCAGGGAGGAAGUGGCAGUACUUCCCCAAGAUUGUGGCCGAGAAAUUGAAAGAAGGGAGGCUCAUGGAGGUGGUCGAUCGCCGGCUGUUGGAAGACGGGGGUAUCGACGAGCGGGAAGUGAGGAGGCUGGUUUUCGUGGCCUUGUGGUGCAUCCAGGAGAGGGCGAGACUCAGGCCGAGCAUGGCCCGGGUGGUCGAGAUGCUCGAGGGCCGCGUGGCGGUCGACGAGCCCCCCGACACGGCGAUGAUUGUGGUCGACCUCUUAUCGGUCGAUGAGGAGGACCGAGACGAUCCGAAUUGCCCUAAAGUUGCUACAGCACAUACCGUGGGGUCUAAUGUUCCUAGUUGCUCAUAUUCAUUUGCAUUGUCUGUUCUUUCUCCCAGAUAGCUCCCACAAAAUGUACCAUCAUCAAAGCAGGAUGGGUUGCUUUUGGACCAGGAGAGUGGCUUUUCCAGGGAAGAUAUUUUUGGUUAAGUCAUUUUCCAAGUUGCCUUCGCACUGGUCCUACAGAAUUUGUGGUUCACGGCCACGGGCGUCUACAAUGUACUCUCAGCUGUCAAAAUUUAAUACGGAGUGCUGGAUCCGCGCAACUGUCUCGGCCUCUUGAAGCUCGUCCCCGAAACCGCGGCGCCGGUUCGACUCGGAAAUACAGCCACUCUGGUCAGCGAAUUGACGAGACGGUAAACAUCUGAUCGAAUUUCCUAUGAAACUGCUCUCGGGAAUUCCUGAGACCGCAGCUGUCGUUUUUCGUGGAUCUUAGGACGCGGUACUUGAGUUGACUUCGACGGCCCGUCUUCCGAUCCUAGACCGUGUAUUAUACACCAGAAACUUGUAAAAAUGUAUUUCAAGUUUUUCUUAUACAGUACUGAUACAAAAAAAAAGGUGCUGCGGUAGAGCAAGUAUAGUCCCCUCUGAGAACAAA
Messenger RNA from Syzygium oleosum, 2029 nucleotides. Its product is annotated as probable receptor-like protein kinase At5g20050. Gene Ontology annotation, biological process: protein phosphorylation. NCBI's taxonomy places the organism in Eukaryota, Viridiplantae, Streptophyta, Magnoliopsida, Myrtales, Myrtaceae. Gene Ontology annotation, molecular function: protein kinase activity; ATP binding. Bases 157 to 1494 code for a protein of 445 amino acids. The record is from RefSeq and is a predicted model, not a curated record. The transcript has 2 exons.